Nicotiana tabacum (common tobacco) is the source of this 372-nucleotide messenger RNA. The record is from the annotation of a RefSeq genome assembly. Lineage: Eukaryota; Viridiplantae; Streptophyta; Magnoliopsida; Solanales; Solanaceae.
AUGGUCGAGGGCUCUUUUUUAGUGAUUUCCCCCCUGACCUCAAUGAGAGCGGGGAUUCCUUUCUCCUCGGGCAACUCGUCCACGUCUGCAAGAUACUUGACGGCGUCGACGAGUUUUUCCAGCAUGAGUUCGUCCCGCACUCCUCCCUGCUCACGGGCAACUUCUCUUGCCUGCACACAGAUUUCUUGCAAGAGCCUGUCACACUGGGCGGCAUUCUCUUCAGUCUCCCGAUGCAAUUGCGCUAUUUCAGCAGGCGAAAGGCCUACUGGAAUCUCGUUGAGGUCAGGAAGCGCAGGAGCAGGACCCGCGCAAAAGGCUACUGAAGGGGCGAAUGCUGGAAAAGCAAAAGCAACCCAGAAAGGUAUUUUCUAA